UGUUUGGCAGCACUGUUUUCUGAAAUUUCGGCAGCAAAAAUUUUUAUAAUGCAUCAUCGUUUUUGUUUGCUGAAAAACUUGUAAUUUUUCACAACUGAUCAAUAUUGAAAAAGUUUCAAAAGUUGCCCUGUGUAUUGGGGAAACGUGUUACAAUUUGCGAACAGCUGAAAAAGAAAGUGUGUGCAAAAUGCCGCGUGUUAAUUACACUAGAACCGAUCGGAUAGCGCAAAUGUCCAAGCAGGAGCAGCUCAUCGCUCAAAAACGGCAGCAAAUUUUGGAAAAACAGCGGACUCUGCAGAUGGCCAAGCAGAUUGCAGCCGAAGCAUCCAAAAAUAACGCUGGAGACAACGAAGAGGAACCAGAAAAGGCAGGCGUUCUUAAGAUACCCUUCAACAAUGAUGGUUCGUUUUUGGAAAAUUUCAAAAAGCUUAGCGAAAAACUAGCCAAAACUACCGAAGAAAACAACAAACGUCCAGCGGAAGAUGAUCAGUCAAACAGCGAAAAGAAGGCUAAAACGGAAGAGCCUGCACUUAUUGCAAUCCCGCCGCCGCCACCACCUCCAGCUCCACCAACUCCUCCGGUUUCCGUAGCCAUUCCAAACGCGUUGCCGAUGGAAAUCUCAUACGCCACUUAUUAUGCCAUGGCACAGGCUCCCACGUUGAUGCCAUUGCUGCAAGCCGCUCCGUUACCUCCGCCACUGCCGGAAGUUUGCCUCGUAGAAACAGUUCAAGCAAUUCCGAUAAUGCCAUCCCCAGCUAGUACGGUCGAAAUGGCCGCACCGAUGCCAGCAACAGCGGAAGAUGUGCCGGAUGUUGGUGCCAACUGUAAAGUAUUUUCAGAGAAUGAUAAAUUACCAACAACAGUUGAAGAGUUAGUUGAAUUGGUUGCCGAUAUCGGUGAUGUUUAUGAAGAAAAAUUAAGUUCACGUAAAAAUGAGUUACAUCCAUCGCUGUGGUUCUUAUUUGACAAACAGUCAGAGGCUUACAGAAACUAUCGACACAUGAUUGUCGCAAGGCUUUUCAAAACGGCCGGCAUCGAGCAUGCGUUACCUGCUGCGCAAUCUUUCAAAGCUGAUAAUGCAGCAGCCUCUAUGGAUGAUUCUAAAUAUGAUCCGGCGGACGUUCUCGAUGACAAUCAAGUGGAUGACGAUUCCCACGCUUAUCCCGGGGCUGAGGCCCAGAGGGAACACCACGAAGAUGUACCAAUUCAAAUGCAGCCCAAUUACUAUGGCGAUGAGCGUCAUUUCUACGACGACAAAUCCACAACGGAAACUGAUUCCGAUACGGAAUAUGUUCGUGAAGCACGUAAAAGAAAUUUGAAGAACCUGAAGCACAAGACAAUGAAUGCGGGAAAUAUGCGUGAGGACAGUACAACGGACUCCGACGAUCAGUUCAAUGAAUCGUCUGAUGGCAAGCAGGAGGUAAUGAGCGAUAAGUCUUCUGGAAAUAGUGGUGGCAGAACCGCACGUCAGAAACACCGUAAGAAGUCACGAUGGGGUGAUAAUGUGGAGGGUGCUGAAGAACCCAGUGCAGCAAGUGAAUGCAAAGAUAGCAGUGCGAUUACAAUUUCGGAACUCUCAUCAAACGCUUAUGGAGGACAAAUGCAGCAACAAAAUUCCAGAUCCAACCCUGGAUUUUUGCAAUUUGUUUUUCAAAGUUUCGAUACCGUUGAAGUGAGUCCCGAGAGUUGGAAAAGAGCUGAGGAACAUUUCAGAAUACGUUUACUGUACGAAGAUAUGUCCAGUAAAAUUCAAGCCCACGAGAGAUUCACAAGCAACAGAUUGAUGAGUGGAAACAAUCGCAUGCAAAACGAUUUCGACGAAGAUCAGCGACUGGACGCUGACAAGAUGCAGGCUGUGCUACUGUGGAUUAAUGAAAUUACAAACUUCUAUGAGCGCUCGGGUUCUCCCAGAUUGGAAGACUUUUUGCUACGGGAUGAAUUUGAAAAUCUGAUGAAUAAGUACAGGCGAACAAAUGAUUGCAUGCCAAGUUUUGAGGAAUAUAAAAAAUUUAAACUUGAGCAAGCAAAAAUUGUGUCUACCAAUUCCAGAGGCGAGUACAGUUCAUCAGAUUCAGAUUUGAGAAGACAAACCGCAGCUAAUCGCAAUGAAGAAACUCGGCAAAUGAAUAUUCAAGAUGAAGUCGAUAAAAACACGAGACGUCGCAAAAGUCGUUGGGGUGAUCAGGUUUCUGCUCCGACCACAACUCCACCAGCAGUAACCGUGACCAACAGUAGCACUGCAAGUACGCCUGCAAUACAUCAAACGCCCGGUCCAUCUAAACCAAGCACCAAUGCUCCCUCAAAACUAACUGCCGUGCAGCGUACUGAUCCUGCUCUGUUGGCUUAUGUACGGCAAAACUUUGGCAACACAAACCUUUCGGAAGAGGAUUGGAAAAAGGCCGAAGAUCACUACAAGAUCAAUCUUCUUUAUCAAGACAUGCUGAGGAAAAGACAAGAGAUUGACAGGCUGGCUGCUAGCGGUAAGUUCAAAUAUGAGUACGAUUCCGAUGAAGAUACAACCGGAGGUACGUGGGAACACAAGCUGCGUUCGCAGGAAAUGGAAGCUACACAACUAUGGGCCAAUGAGUUAACUAAAAAGUCAGAGGGGAAACAUCAUAUUGGUGACUUUCUGCCUCCGGAAGAAUUGCGUAAAUUUAUGGAAAAAUACGAAGCACAAAAGAACAGUCGUCAACCCAAUCUAAGCGAUUACAAAGAAUACAAGCUGAAAGAGGAUAACGUUGGAUUUCAAAUGUUGCAAAAACUCGGAUGGAAGGACGGACAAGGGUUGGGCGCAGACGGAAGCGGAAUUGUCGAACCAAUCAACAAAGCAUCGCAGCGAGACAAUAAUCAAGGAUUGGGAACAAUUUCUGCAGAUAAUCCUGAAGUAGAUGAUAACGAAUAUGAUGCCUAUCGCAAACGUAUGAUGUUGGCAUACCGUUUUCGACCAAAUCCAUUGAACAAUCCCCGUAGGGCAUAUUAUUGAAUCAUAUUUUUCCACAUAUGAUGUAAGCGUACGCAGUGGAUUCGUUAAAUAGGAUAAGCUACAUAAGAUCUUAAACACAUAGUCCUUGCUUCAAUGCCGAGUUGGAUGCUCAACUUAAAAAAAAAAAAGUUGUUUUUUUUACAUUGCGUGAUUGCAUUUCCACUUUCUCUCGACUAAUGAUGGUGUAAGCUGCAGUUGUCGAUGUUGAAGCGUCUACCAACUAUCUGUGUAAGGUUAAGAACGUUUGUUCUGAAUUCGAGUUCAAUGAACGGUAAUGUAGAGAAUUAACUAAUUUAUAUUAAACAUAAUAAAUGUUUCAAUUAAACGCA
This is a messenger RNA of Aedes albopictus (Asian tiger mosquito), 3312 nucleotides long. RefSeq lists its product as uncharacterized. Gene Ontology annotation, molecular function: RNA binding. Gene Ontology annotation, biological process: RNA processing. The record is from RefSeq and is a predicted model, not a curated record. The transcript has 7 exons. NCBI's taxonomy places the organism in Eukaryota, Metazoa, Arthropoda, Insecta, Diptera, Culicidae. Bases 188 to 2983 code for a protein of 931 amino acids. Gene Ontology annotation, cellular component: nucleoplasm.